This is a messenger RNA of Saimiri boliviensis boliviensis (Bolivian squirrel monkey), 2635 nucleotides long. RefSeq names its product CDC42 effector protein 1 (gene CDC42EP1). Gene Ontology annotation, cellular component: plasma membrane; cytoplasm; cytoskeleton. The record is from RefSeq and is a predicted model, not a curated record. Lineage: Eukaryota; Metazoa; Chordata; Mammalia; Primates; Cebidae. Gene Ontology annotation, biological process: regulation of cell shape; Rho protein signal transduction; positive regulation of pseudopodium assembly. Gene Ontology annotation, molecular function: small GTPase binding.
GGGAGCUGGGGUGGGGGCAAGUGGGUGAGGCCACAUGGCAGACCCUUCUGUAUGACACUUUACAGCCCAGGAACACCCACCCCACCCCCAUUCCUUCCCCCAGAGACACAUCCUUAAACCCUACUGGGCAGGGGAACUUGGCCCUGCCACGAAUCUGUCACUUAACCCUGGACAGUUCCUCCUUCCCUCCGAACCUCAGCGCUCCCUGUCAGAUGGGCCACCCUGCAGCUUUGUGGGGUUGUUGGAGAAUCAGAUGACAUCAUGUAAUAGUUGGCCAACUGUGGAGCGCUUCAGAACUUCAGCAAACAUUCCAUGAGGACUUCGUGGUGCCGGGGGUGCCAGGGAGGGAAAAGGAUGAUUCAGAAGCCACCCCCCCCCAUCCAGGGGGAGGAGUUAGGGUUGGGGGAGGGAGGAUCAGAUGGUGGGAAGGGCAGAGAAUGCAGUCCGAAAACAAAGCAAGCUUUGUCCUAUUGCCUUCUUUGUUCUUAUCUUGUUAUUUAACCUAUUUUGAAUUUCAAAUAACAUCCGAAGGGCAAUAUUGAGAUUUUUAUGCUUGGAGGAGGCAGCAGUGGUUUAUAAAAAAGCAGCAGGCUGGGCCACAGCUGUAGGUGUUCUUGUUAAGGAUCAUGAUUGACUUCUAUCAGCUGAGAUCCCAGGUCUGUGUAGGAAACCACCCUGGGCAGGAGAGAAGCCUACCCCCUCCGGGGUGCUUUCUCUGCACUUCAACAUCUACAGCUGCUUCUGAGGGGCUGGGAGCCGGGCCCCGGGGAGAGACGAGCCAUGGAGCCCCCACAGCCUCAGCUUUCAGGGACCUCACCUUAGGAGAGCGUCAUCCACAGCUUCUGCCAGGGCAAAGGAGCUGAGCACCAGUCCCCAGCCCAGCCCACCUCCCUCCCCCAGCCCCUGGUGGGCAUGGACUAGUGGCUGCGAGCUGCCAGAGCUGAUGCCCGGCCCCCAGGGGGGCGGAGGCGCCCCCACCAUGAGCCUGGGCAAGCUCUCACCUGUGGGCUGGGUCUCCAGUUCUCAUGGAAAGAGGCGGCUGACUGCAGACAUGAUCAGCCCCCCACUCGGGGACUUCCGCCACACCAUGCAUGUGGGCCGUGGCGGGGACGUCUUUGGGGACACCUCCUUCCUCAGCAACCACGGUGGCAGCUCCGGGGGCACCCAUCGCUCACCCCGCAGCUUCCUGGCCAAGAAGCUGCAGCUGGUGCGGAGGGUGGGGGCGCUCCCCCGGAGGAUGGCAUCCCCACCUGCGCCCUCACCGGCUCCCCCGGCCAUCUCCCCCAUCAUCAAGAACGCCAUCUCCCUGCCCCAGCUCAACCAGGCCGCCUACGACAGCCUCGUGGUUGGCAAGCUCAGUUUCGACGGCAGCCCCACCAGCUCCACGGACGGCCACUCCAGCUACGGCCUGGACUCUGGGUUCUGCACCAUCUCCCGCUUGCCCCGCUCAGAAAAGCCGCAUGACGGAGACCAGGAUGGGUCCUUCCCCUCUGAGCCGGGGCUCCGCCGCUCGGACUCGCUCUUGUCCUUCCGCCUGGACCUCGAUCUUGGGCCCUCACUCCUCAGCGAGCUGCUGGGGGUCAUGAGCCUCCCGGAAACCCCUGCAGCUGAGACCCCAGCCCCUGCUGCUGCAAACCCCUCGGCUCCUGCUGCAAGCCCCCUACCCGCUCCUGCAAACUCCCCGGCUCCUACUGCAAACCUCCCAGCCCCUGCCGCAAGCUCCACACCCCGUGGACGCUGUCCCAAUGGGGUGACAGCCGGGUUGGGCCCAGUGGUGGAGGGGAAGGCCAGCCCAGUGGGAGGGGGUCCCCGAGGAGCUGCUGACCCAGCCCUCAGCAGGCACUGGGGAGCAGGCUGGGGUGGCAACCCCCACUACCCCGAAACGCGGCGGGAGCGAGUGGAGGUGCUGCCCCAGGCCCGGGCCUCCUGGGAGAGCCUGAACGAAGAGUGGAGGGCGCCCCAGGCAGGCACCAGGACCCCGGUGCCCAGCACAGUGCAAACACACACCUUCGAAUUUGCAGAUGCUGAAGAGGAUGAUGAAGUCAAGGUGUGAGGGGCUGGGGCCUGUUCUCGAGGCCCCACCGAGGUGCAGAGCCAGCCCCUCACCUAACAGCUGAUUCCUGCCAGACCAGAGAGGGGAGAAGCCGAGUUGCCCCAAAUGCCUCCCCGCCUCUGUAGGACAGACAUGGGAGGAGGACAGGGACAGCCAGGCUUGCUCUGGGACUUGGAUGCUCCCAGGGGCCUGCCAGGCUGACCACAUCCCCCCACUGCCACUCUGGACCUAAUAGCUAUUCCUUAGGCCCCACCCCAUGCCACCCCCACCAGCUGGAGGGCCCAGGCUCACAGUGUGGCCUUUGUGCCAGACCAAGCUGUCCGUGUGGGGUGGGGGGGCAGGGAGUGUACCACACAGGGCCAUUGUCUCACCUCCCAAAGGGACCGCCUGCCCCCAGCUCAUCCCAGAGUGUCCCCGCUGCAACUGUGACAACUCUAUCCCCGGCCACUUCCCCAACCUCCCUGCCCCAGCCUCCCACUUAUCCCAGGAAGGUCAGGUAUGGCCUCUCGGGAGGAAUCCCACCUGCCUACAUACUCCAGAUUUGCCUCUGGGACCUGAUUAAAUAAGGCUGUUUUGAUAAAA